UAUAUACAUCAGUGAGAAGGAAUCACGAAAAACGGAACGUGGAAAUGCCCUUUAAAUAAUGUAAUCUUACUGUUUAUAGUUGUGCUUUUGACUGAGAGGAAAUAAAAGCAACUUGCAACUAUUGACUUGACAUCCUGAAAGCAUCGAAAUGAAGCCUGUGACUGAAAAGGAGGUGCCAGAUUGUGAACAUUCACAUAUUGUGGGUGAUCAGGGGUCAGAGUCCACCACAAAUGACAAAGGUCCCACAAAGGAGGAUGUAGAGAUUCUGGUGCUGAGCCAAGUGGAGGAAUCAUUUGGGUACUUUUGCCAUAGACUAAAUUAUACGAAGAAACCUAUUCAGAUGACUGAUGAAAGUCCUUCAGAUACUGAUACAAACACAGAACGAUCUGUCUCUGCCCCCUCGAAAAGAUGUAAUACACCUGAUAAUACGUUCAGCUGUAAACUCUGUGGCAAGGAGUACCGCCACAGUUCAAACCUGGUUCGUCACAUGCGAAUACACACAGGAGAGACUCCGUACAGCUGUGAACUGUGUGGGAAAGCGUUCGAACGUUCAGACUGGCUUAAAGCACACUUCAAAAUCCACAUGGGUGAGAAACAACAGAGAGAUAAGCGCUUUGUUUGUGAUCAGUGUGGGAUGAAAUUUUAUUGCUCCACUUUACUCGAAAGUCAUAUAAGGAAACACAAUGGCGAGAGACCGUUUUCCUGCUCCCUCUGUGAGAAGACGUUCUUCAGUCUGCAAAAUCUCAGCCGCCACCAUCUUGAGUGUCACUCUGGGAAAAAGUUUAAUUGCUCCAUGUGUGGACACAGUUUUGCACGCUUGGGUACAUUGCAGAAACACACACGGAUUCACACUGGGGAGAAACCUUUCUCCUGUUCAGAGUGUGGGAAAAUAUUCCGUUAUAAAUACUCACUGGUAAUGCAUAAGAAACGGCACUCAGACAAAAGCUGACCUGAUAGGAGUAAUAUUUACUGUCAGGUUAAUAAUUUUCAGAAUAAU
Messenger RNA from Xyrauchen texanus (razorback sucker), 997 nucleotides. Its product is annotated as gastrula zinc finger protein XlCGF17.1-like. Gene Ontology annotation, biological process: regulation of transcription by RNA polymerase II. The transcript has 2 exons. The record is from RefSeq and is a predicted model, not a curated record. NCBI's taxonomy places the organism in Eukaryota, Metazoa, Chordata, Actinopteri, Cypriniformes, Catostomidae. Gene Ontology annotation, molecular function: DNA-binding transcription factor activity; RNA polymerase II cis-regulatory region sequence-specific DNA binding. The coding region runs from base 149 to 949 and encodes 266 amino acids.